CCGAGUGUGCCUCAAGUUUCCGAGGUCUGCGUGGUGUAGCUCGUGAAAGGAGCGGCUAGCGGGCGGGCAAACCUGAGUUCAGGUGCGGCCGCCACCAGCGCCAACUUUCUCGGAGUGACCUCAGGUAAAUGGAAGAGCUGGACGGCAGUUUAUCCCAGACUCGGAAAGCACACAGAAUAGAGCAAAUGGUGGCCAGAUGGCUUCGGCGCUCCCGGGACAGCUCGGCCCGGGCUAAAGUUGUUGCUGCUGAUGGGCCACCUGGGAGCCCAGCCCAGGCCCUCACUCCCGUGAGGCACACAGUGAAGCUUGACAAAGAUGCCCUCCUCCAGAACUAUGGAUUUCACAUUUCUGAGAGCCUUCCCCUCACGGUUGUGGCAGUCACAGCAGGAGGCUCCGCUCAUGGCAAGCUUUUCCCUGGUGAUCAGAUUCUCCAAAUGAACAAUGAGCCUGCUGAAGACCUUUCCUAUGAACGCGCAGUCGAUAUUCUGAGGGAAACUGAAGAUCCUCUUUCAGUCACAGUUGUUCGCUGCACCUUGGGCAUCCCCAAAUCAUCCUUCUUGACUGAAGAGAAGAGGGCCCGGUUAAAGAGCAACCCUGUGAAGGUGCACUUUGCUGAGGAAGUGCUUGUCAGUGGACAUAGUCAGGGGAACUCUCUGCUGUGUAUGCCCAAUGUGCUCAAGGUAUACUUGGAGAAUGGACAGACCAAAGCUUUCAAGUUUGAGGCAAACACAACUGUGAAGGACAUCAUCCUCACUGUGAAGGAGAAGCUGUCCAUCCGAAGUAUUGAAUACUUUGCACUGGCCCUAGAGGAGCAGUACAGCAUCUCCCGCCUGCAUCUGCUGCAUGAGGAGGAGCUCAUCCAGCAGGUGGUGGAAAGGGAAGAAUCACAUGACUCCCGCUGCCUCUUCAGGGUAUGUUUUGUUCCCAAAGACCCCCUGGAUCUCCUGAAAGAAGACCCAGUGGCCUUUGAAUACCUCUACCUGCAGAGCUGCAGCGAUGUGCUCCAGGAGCGCUUUGCUGUGGAGAUGAAGUGUAGCUCCGCACUGCGGCUCGCAGCCCUGCACAUCCAGGAGCGGAUCUAUGCCUGUGCCCAACCACAGAAGAUCUCUUUGAAGUACAUAGAGAAAGACUGGGGAAUAGAGAACUUUAUAUCUCCAACUUUACUCCGAAACAUGAAAGGCAAGGAUAUCAAGAAAGCCAUUAGUUUCCACAUGAAGAGGAACCAGAAUUUGCUGGAACCCCGACAGAAGCAACUUAUUUCUGCUGCUCAGCUACGCUUAAAUUAUCUACAGAUCCUUGGUGAACUCAAGACGUAUGGUGGAAAAAUCUUUAAUGCUACUCUAAUGUUACAGGAUAGAGAAUCCUACAUUGCCCUUCUAAUUGGAGCCAAGUAUGGGAUUAGCCAGAUUAUCAAUAGUAAGCUCAACAUCAUGUCCACAUUGGCAGAGUUUGCCAACAUCAGCCGCAUAGAGCUGACAGAAGAGUCUGAGAAAGUGAGCAUGGUCAAAGUGUAUCUCCAGGACAUUAAGGUUCUGACGUUGUUACUGGAGUCCAGCAGUGCAAAAGACCUGGCCUGCUUGAUUGCUGGGUACUACAGGCUGUUUGUCGACCCAGUUAAUUCUGUUUUCCUCUGGUCUGGAAGUAGACAGCAAAUUCACCGAGUGUCUGCUGAAGAAGGCUAUGAGUCCAGGGCCUGCAGUGACUCAGAGGAGUCCUCCGAAGUGGACUGUAUACUGGAGCCCCUCUCUGACCGACGCUUGGUGAAGCUGGGACUCUGCAGACCAUUUGUUAGAGAGGAGCAGCCUCCUGGUGACAGCUCCUUACCUGAAGUGACCAGGAGGGGUUCAAGCACUUGCGGAGCCAGUAGCACUACGGACAGUGCUGAGUCUGAGGCAUCUGACUCAGCCAAUACUGAGAGUCGGGGCUGCAGGACCAGUGGCUCCAGUGAGUCCAUGGAUGCCCUAGAAGAGGAUGACUUAGAUGCCUGCUCCUCCAGCAGGUCCAGCUUCUUCCACUUUGGCUCUCCAGGCUUCUCAGACGGUCUUGUUUCCAACAGCCAAGAGGAAAAGAACAGGAUCGAGACUAGCAGUUUUUUAUGUCUGCUAGACCUGGCCCAGAAUGCCAACCCUCAGUGCCAGAAGACAGAGUGUCCCCAGGGUCUUGCUCCCGAGGCCUGCAGCUGGGGACCAGAACUGAGCAUGGGUAGGUUGGACCCCAGAUUAUAUGAGAGUAGCCAGACUGACUAUUAUAACCUGUGCUCCAGUGUCUCCCCAGCCAGCCACCUGAGUGACAGUUCAGAAAGCACAGCUUCCAGGCAGGGGGCCACACCUCCGCCAUGGGGCCAGCACGGAUGGGUGGAGGCUCAGCCCAGCUCUACACUGGAAGCUCUGGCUUUGCACCCACUGCCACCACUGGCCUUUGAAGAUGGCAGCUCAGAUGAGGAAUACUAUGAUGCAGCUGACAAACUAACACCCCCAGACACCCUCUCAGGACCCAGAGCUGCAGAUCCUAGUACCAUGAGGUUGCAGGGUCAAGGAAGCACCCGUGACUCCAAAGAAAGCCUGCAUUCUGGGCCACAAGGGAGAGAGCCAGACAAGCGGGGAGGUGUGAAGAAGUAUGCCAAGACCCUGAGGAAAAGAAGGUCCUUCCUACAGACAGACUACACCUCCCAAGUCUCCUUCCCAAUGGAGCCAUCAGCCUCCAGGGGGAGCAUGGAUGAUGUGUGCUACUAUGACAGAGAGCCCUACCUGACCCUCACCGCCCCCUCCCCAACUGUGUCCUCCCUGCAGGACAUGCAGGGUGAGCCAGGCCUCCUGGAGACUAAGGCUCUAGGGUUGCUGGCUUCCCUGAGGGAGACAAAGAGCAAAAACCCAGCCUCCAGGAUCAUGGAGAUGGAGCCCGAGACCAUGGAAACCAAGUCAGUCAUUGACUCCCGAGUAUCUUCUAUCUCUGCCAUUCGCCUCCGGAUUGACCCCAACAAUACAGAGAAUCCCGAGGCUGCCCCUUUGGCUGUCACUGUUGACAGUUCCUCAGCAAGUACCCUUCACAACCCUCACUGUUCCAACUCAGGUUCCUCUAGCCCAGAGGCUGCUCUGACAAAACCUAUCCAAAUCUUAUGUCCAUGUCAAGACCUGGAUGGUACCACCCCCAAAGAGCUCACCCUAGAGCCUGAAGACAGUACCUUCCCCCUGGUUAGUGCUGAUCCUAACCCAGACAGCCCAGGGCCACAUCAUGUCUCUCCAGGAAACACAGCAGAGCUGGGAGGGGACCAAUCACAAGUAGGAUUGGGAUCUUUUUUUAUAACUCAUAUACAAGAAGCUGCACCCAAAUACACAGGGCCCUUGUCUCCUGGAGAUGAGCCUACAAGUGGUGAAUAUGUAGGGAAUUCAGGAGAGACAGCCUCUGUCACUUCAGAAGAAGAACAGCGAGGACAGCUAGCUCUAGAGAGUGACAGUGAAGUUACAAACAAAAAUGGUCCCAGCUUAUUUCAGGAGGAAUCUAGGAAGGACUCGGGUGACUUCAAGGGUGAUGUGUCAAAUAUUCUUCCUCAGGCUCUUGAUGUUAGUACUCCAGCUGAUGAAAUAGCCACCUCCCCCUCCUUGGAGACUCCUGGAACAGGAACUGAAGAGACCUCAUCCUAUUCCCUCAAAGACUCCCAGGGAAAAAGCAGAGAAGGCCUAGGCCAUGUCUGCCAGGCCCAAGAACAAGAACUAUUGGCUGAAUUGGACUUGGGCCCUGAUUUCUUACUCGGGGAGCAGAGCAUUCCAUCAGCCUUCCCUCCAGAGAGGGCCAAGACAGAGCCACUUAACCAUGUGAUAGGGGAAGAUAUGGCUUCUGCAGACAUUCCUCAGCAGGUCUGUGUCCAUCCAGCACCUUCCCUGCCAAAGCCACCACCGUGUCAGGAGGAGCCCCCCUCCAGAGCUUCAAACUGGGACUUACCAUCCAGAAGCAAAGGUGACCAUUCUAGCAUUUGCCUUCCUACUGAGAAGGCUUUCCUGUGCUUUGCCCCAAAGAGCCAAACUCAAGUUCCUGCCAGCCUGGGCAGGGCCACAUCCUUGGGUUUUGUGGGCAUGAAUGAGGUGGUGGCCACUGGGAUUGGCAUAGAGCAUUGCAGCUGCCAGUUCUCCUAUGCUACAUGCUUCCGUGGCCUGCAGCCUGAGACAGAGGAGGAAGACAGGGACCCACAAAUGUACCCCACUGCCCCCCUUACCUCACCACCCUCUGCAAGAAGCCGGGUGGCUCUGCCCUGGAGGCCAGCACGUGCCUACAGCUGCAGUCCCACACUCCUGUCCAGGAAAAGCCACAUCUGGCCAGAGUACUGCUCCAGGGCACUGAGACAGCUGAAAGCUGCCCCUGUCAGCACCCCUGAGGGCUUCAUCCAACUCAUGGAGAGCUUGCUGGAGCUCCAAGACAUUUUAGAAGCUUCCUGGGGGGUUGGGAACAAACACCCUCCGGAGAAGUGCACCUGGCAUUUUUCAGAAAGCCGGAGCCGCCUGUGCAUGGGCUCCCAGAAGCUCCUGUCCAGCUGUCAGCAUGUGAUCAGAAUGGACCAAUCCCCCGAGGAGAUGCAGGGUGCUGUGCGAGACACCUUCCAGCACCUGGUCCAGCUGGCUGGCCUAUGCUUCCAGUUCACAGACUGCAGCCGCUGCUCUGUCCGGCACAGAGAAGCAGCCGGAAACCUGAGGGACGUGGUAUACACGUAUCACCAGUUUGUAGAGGCUGCAAAACUGACCUGUGAGAGAGGUUACCAUGACCUCAGUGUGAAACUCUUGGCUCGCCAGUGCACAGCCCUCACAGCUGCUGUAUUCUGUUUGACCCAGAAGUUCCGGGCAUCCACUGCCCUGUGAACAGGUCAACUACCCAGGGCCACCUUACCCUGCCUGGACACUUCUCCAAGAAACCUCUUCCAGUCUUCCACCUACCCCCUUCAAAUGUUUACUACAUAGAGUAUUCAAAUAAAC
This is a messenger RNA of Nannospalax galili (Upper Galilee mountains blind mole rat), 4961 nucleotides long. It is a transcript of the gene Frmpd1, whose product is annotated as FERM and PDZ domain containing 1. The transcript has 16 exons. Gene Ontology annotation, cellular component: cytoskeleton. NCBI's taxonomy places the organism in Eukaryota, Metazoa, Chordata, Mammalia, Rodentia, Spalacidae. The record is from RefSeq and is a predicted model, not a curated record. Gene Ontology annotation, molecular function: protein binding. Bases 129 to 4847 code for a protein of 1572 amino acids.